AUGAAGUUCAUCAUUGGCAUUGGAGGAGUGACCAACGGUGGCAAGACCACUCUGACAAAUCGACUACUAAAGACAUUACCCAACUGUUGCGUGGUGCAUCAGGAUGACUUUUUCAAGAAACCCGAUCAAAUAGAAGUCGGGGAGGACGGCUUUAGACAGUGGGAUGUGAUCGAUGCGCUGGACAUGGAGGCCAUGGUCAGCACUGUGAAAGGCUGGCAGGAGAACCCGGUCAAGUUUGCACGCUCUCACGGCGUGAGCCUGUCGUCACCUGAAGCCGAGGAAUCUGAGGGGAUCCAUAUUCUCAUAGUGGAGGGGUUCCUCAUCUACAACUACAAGCCUCUAAUUGACGUCUAUGACAAAUGUUUCUACAUUUCCAUUCCUUAUGAGGAGUGCAAAAGGAGGAGAAGUACAAGGACAUACACGCUCCCUGACCCCCCCGGCCUGUUCGACGGCCACGUCUGGCCCAUGUACCUCAGACACAGGAAAGAGAUGGACAACAACUGCAGUAGAAUAGAGUACCUUGAUGGGAUGACAUCAAAGGACGAUAUCUACAACAAAGUGUAUGAAGGUGUUCAGAACUCCCUGCUCAACAACUUAUAGCAGGACGGGGAUAACAGCGGAUUUGUGUAUAGACUUGUAAAUAUGAUAUUGCCUAAAUGUGUUAACACCAGUUCUGUACUUUGAGCCUGAUAUGUAAAUAGUGAAUCCUGUAACUUAUUAAGAACUAACGGCAGAAGCUUUGUGUUUUGUAUAGUUCUGUGUAACUUUUUUCUAAAAGAUAAGCCACCUCUGGACGGCCCAGUGUUCAACAUCAGGGACAGAUCUCCACUCUGAUCUGCGUCAACGUAUGAACUCCCCACUGGGUCUCACAACUAAAUGAAACGACUGAAUCAAACUUGUGCUUCCUGUUUUUGUUUUCACACACACACACACACACACACACACACACACACACACACACACACACUCAAACAUGGUGCUCUAAUAAAGGUCAUGUUCACAAUCACAAUCCUCACGUUUUACAACAUUUAUGAGGACGGCUGAUUACAACCUGCAGCUCUUGAACGAGACUUCUUAUCACUCAGACGAGAUUAAGAGCCUCAAUAAAAACGGUUCUGCAAACUGAAUGACAGAGAAUAUUUCCUCUGAAACACAAUAAAUUAUGUAUUAACACGGUUUACAGGAAGGAAAAAGAAACAAGGACAAUAAAAGUGGAUUUGAUUUAGUCGCCACUUAACUACAAUUGUAGAUAUGAUGUAUGAUGUAAUGUAAUAUGAUGUCUGAAACAUACAAAACAAACAGCAGCUCUUUGUGUCCCAACGUGUGUCAACACACCCUGAAGAAGGCAACUGUGUCAAUAUGAACUGGUGUGUUUUACUCGCCCAUAUUUACUGAAGCUGCUUUAUUUUGAAUUGUCCAUUUAAGUGCCCUGAACUGGUUUUGUAAUGCCACAUCCUACCCCUGGAUUCAGUUUAUUCUUUAGGCUUUAAUGUUCCAUAUAUAAGUUUGAUAAUGAAAUAUUAUCUGAAUAAAUGUUUUACCUUUUCAAAUAUAGAUUGGUAAAAUAAUCAGUCUAACCUUGACCUAAAAUGUACAUAAUAAUUCCUUUCGUCCCCGGUUAAAUAACAGCUAUGGGACCUUUGUUUUCUCUCUCUCUCUCUCUCUCUCUCUCUCUCUCUCUCUCUCUCUCUCUCUCUCUCUCUCUCUCUCUCUCUCUCUCUCUCUCUCUUCUCUUCUCUGUUUUUCAGCCUCUCUUUACUCUGUCAUCUGACCCCAGGAGUCUGUGGCACUCUGCCAGUUUUCAGAUGAAAUGUGUGGAUGGUGAUA
This is a messenger RNA of Centropristis striata (black sea bass), 1827 nucleotides long. Its product is annotated as nicotinamide riboside kinase 2-like. The coding region runs from base 1 to 600 and encodes 199 amino acids. NCBI's taxonomy places the organism in Eukaryota, Metazoa, Chordata, Actinopteri, Perciformes, Serranidae. The transcript has 8 exons. The record is from RefSeq and is a predicted model, not a curated record. Gene Ontology annotation, cellular component: cytoplasm.